This is a messenger RNA of Acanthosepion pharaonis, 675 nucleotides long. The record is from the annotation of a GenBank genome assembly. Lineage: Eukaryota; Metazoa; Mollusca; Cephalopoda; Sepiida; Sepiidae.
AUGCAAGCAGGUGGCAAAAUCAAACGAAUAAAAGUUUUGUUCCACGUCUCUACCGAAACCUGUUGCCCGCAAAAAAAUAUCCUUCAUGUUAGCCGCCCAUCGCGCGCCGGCUCGUUGUUUGUUUGUGGCCCAUGGGUAGAGGAGAUCUACUUAUCUCAUUCUGUUCGUAUUUAUCCCAAUCUAUAUAGAUCUCUCUCUCUCUCUCUCUCUCUCUCACACACAUACUUUCUCUUUCAUCUUUCUCAGUCUGUUUAUAUCUAUCUAUCUAUCUAUCUAUCUAUCUAUCUAUCUAUCUAUCUAUCUAUCUCUCGUUAUAGUGUCAUAUUUAAUUAUAUAGCUGUCAUUAUUUUAUGUAAACGCAUCAGACUGAAAUCUAUCUAUCUAUCUAUCUAUCUAUCUAUCUAUCUAUCUAUCUAUCUGCAUAUACAUUCCAAUUUGUCUAUCAAUAGCUGUUCGGAUCUUUUUUUCCUCAUGUUUACAACCAUUUGUUUAGGCGUAUUUUCUAUCUAUCUAUCUAUCUAUCUAUCUAUCUAUCUAUCUAACUGCAUAUACAUUCCAAUUUGCGUAUUUUCUAUCUAUCUAUCUAUCUAUCUAUCUAUCUAUCUAUCUAUCUAUCUAUCUAUCUUAGUCUAUUCAUAUCUAUCUAUCUAUCUAUCUAUCUAUCUAGAUAGAUAG